Coccinella septempunctata (seven-spotted ladybird) is the source of this 850-nucleotide messenger RNA. RefSeq lists its product as uncharacterized. Bases 29 to 850 code for a protein of 273 amino acids. Lineage: Eukaryota; Metazoa; Arthropoda; Insecta; Coleoptera; Coccinellidae. The transcript has 4 exons. The record is from RefSeq and is a predicted model, not a curated record.
UAUUGAAGAUCUAAUCUGCUUGUCAAUUAUGCUACUCAAAGAUCAUUUGAAUAUAUUCAGGGAAAAAUGUUUCGUUUGGAGGAGAGAAAAAUGGUAUUUCCCCCACCUGCAUAUGUUCACUGUUUUUAAAGUUGUGAUGAUAUUUUUUUUCUUACGUAUAUCGAAAGCAACACAGUUCAAGAUUCCUUUUACUUUCAACUUAAAUAUAGAACACGAUGUCAUUUAUUUCCCAUGUUUUAUUAUAACGUUUGGAUCCACGAGAAAAGAACUCGAAGAGUUGCACAAAUUCAUGCUGGAAAAUUUCGAAGACUAUGAAUCCAGAGGAGAAGAAGUGUAUCAAAGAUUAUUGAAGCUAACAGGAUACCUGAAGUGGCUAACGUAUACCAAUGACAUCUUGGCUUCUAUAUUUAUGGCAGCUCUCAUAUUCUCAGAGAGUCAACAAAAUUCGUUUUUGUACAUAUUUGUGUUGGUCCAGGGUUUUCAACAGAAUCCCAUAUUAUAUUGGUCACUUAUUAUUUCUUACUAUUUAUUUGCCUUCUACAACCUCAGAAUAGGUUUCAGUUCUCUCUACCUCUUCUUUUAUCUGAUGCUUCAUUAUAUCCUUCAGUUUAUUCUACUAAGAGAAGGUGCAAAGGCUCUGCAGAACUAUUCUGGAAAUGAUCAAGCAUGUCAACUAAAAGUGAAAAUUGAACUGAAAAGGCUCGCCCAGCAUUCCCAAACUCUUACCAGGUUUCAUAACAAAGUAAUGCAUGUUUUACGCAUACCUUCGCUGGUAGUACUAUGCAUGUUAGUUAUCUGCGUCACUGGUGGUUACUUCACGACUUUUUUUGUGAGUAAAUUUUCAUUCUGA